This is a messenger RNA of Nerophis lumbriciformis (worm pipefish), 555 nucleotides long. The record is from RefSeq and is a predicted model, not a curated record. NCBI's taxonomy places the organism in Eukaryota, Metazoa, Chordata, Actinopteri, Syngnathiformes, Syngnathidae.
AUGAGUGACACAUCAACGGAGACAACAAUGGAGGUGAACGCGGAGGCUCGGCGGAUUCUGGCGGUGUCCAUAAGCAAGCUCUACGCGUCCCGGAGCCAGCGAGGUGGCCUGAGACUCCACCGGAGCCUCCUCCUCUCCCUGGUUAUGCGCUCCGCCCGGGACAUCUACCACUCGUCGGCCCCGCCGGCCGAGCCCAUGGACACCAGCCCGGAAGAGCCGGUGGAGCUCGACCUGGAAUCGGGGCCUCAGUCGGACGAGACCCCCGCCGAGCUGAGCUCAACGGCGGGGGGAGGUGCGCACCAGGAGGCGGAAGAGGAGGAGGGGGAGCCCGCUGAGGACAAAGAGAACCAGAGCCCAACGCGGCGAUCCAGGAAGCGGCGGGGGAGAAUGUCGGUGGCGCCACACUUCCUCCCAAGUAAGAGGGCGAGACUCGAGCCCGGGGAGGAGCGGCACGCCUCGCCGUUGCUGCCGCCGCCGCCGCCGGCCAGCUGCCGAAUGGGCCCCCCUGAGACCCUCACCACGCUGUCCAUGAACUGGGUCAUACCGGCCUGCUGA